Messenger RNA from Cladophialophora immunda, 1734 nucleotides. RefSeq lists its product as uncharacterized. Bases 408 to 827 code for a protein of 139 amino acids. The record is from RefSeq and is a predicted model, not a curated record. Lineage: Eukaryota; Fungi; Ascomycota; Eurotiomycetes; Chaetothyriales; Herpotrichiellaceae. The transcript is spliced from 2 exons.
CAGUCUGGGUUGACACCAAGAUAUGCAACUCGGUUCCCAGCAUCGAGUGUGCGCAGCCCCUAUUAUCGCAGGUCGAGACACGACCCUUUGAGAAAUGCGUCAAAGCCCCUCGCGCUCCUUCCUCGACCACCCCCUUCUCUGCUGCGACUGCUCAGCCGGCUGGUCCGGGCGUCUCCAGGAACCAUGUCGCUGGCGAUUCUCCUCUGCCUAGAGUAGUGACCUGACUGCCACUCCGAGCUUUUUACUUGGAACUGCUGGUGGCGACAAUUAUUCGCCAUUUGGGUCGGGGAACUCGAAAACUUUUUUUUACUUGGCCGCCCUCGGUUCGGCCUCUGCCCUUCACAGACGCGCAGGAAAUUAAUAUCGAUUCGCCUUCGAAAGACACUACGCGCGAGGUUGCGAAGAUCAUGGCGUGGUACUCCCUCCUCCCGUCUCAUUUGACCACCUACGAAACAUGGAUUGUGCGUGCAUUUUUGAUUCUGGCGAUCAUCAAUUUGGCUCCCUGGCUCCUCGCCAUCCUCUACGACGUCCUGUACUACAUCGGCCGCCGGAUCUGGCACGAAGUGCCUGUUUGGGGCGGCCGGGCCAGAGGGGAACACCGGCCACGAGCGCCCAGUCUUCGCGACCGGGCGAGAAGGAUGAGUUUUAGAGAUCUCGUGAGCGGGGGUAUCGGAAUGGGUGGUGGUACCGCAAGGGAAGAGCAGGAUGAUGACCUAGGGACUGAAAAGAGCAAGAGCCCGAAGGGACAUAGAAGGGGACUAAGUGCGGAGAGUAUAGAAGAAGAAUACGAGGAGGAGAUGGAAGAGGGGGACCAGCGCAGGACGUGACGAGUUACUGAGAGGUGAAACUAUAAACGAUAUACGAUCCGAGACACGAGGGGCACGACCAUAUGCCGUUGGACAGACCCUGUCACUAUGAUGGAUAUUCCUGAUAUGAGAUGUGCCGGCACAAUAUCGAUGAGAAUGGCGAAAGCACCCAACGGCAGUGGCAGGACCCAAUAACCACGCCAGAGUGUCGGGUGACAUAAAAGCAUAUUGAUCAAGUUAUCCCGCGGGGAGUGCGGUUUCCAAAGGGACUCAACGCAGGAGCUAUUGUUCAUCUCGGGUUUCUUCACAGGACAGAGAGAGAAGCAGUUUGCACAAACGAUAGCUCUGCAACGGACAUUCUGGCUGGAGCCGAACGAUAAGCCCUGUGAAAGCACCGGCCGGGCAUUGCACAAGAUCUUGAAGCCCUUAGUCCGGGGAGUUGGAUGAGUGAGAACGCUCUCCCUUCUGCUUGCCUCGACAUUUUGCCUUGCGUGUUGAGUGGGCAAGCGAGUGAGGAAGCAAGUCAGCUCGCAACAUCGAAAGCGUCAAUCCCGCAGAAGAUGAAGAGGUUUACCACCCAAGGCUGAGUCCACGAUACGACACGACGCACGACAUACGUAUGGGUGAAAGAAGGAAGAAUGGCACGUUGAAAAGGGACGAGACAGGACAAGACAGGAUACGUUGCAUUCGGUUCAAAACACAAUGGAGGGUCCCAGCCCGUAUUCUGUAGGGAUGCGAAGACGCGAGAUGGCGUAUCGCAUUCCAUAUCAUAUAAUGAUAUGGAGAUUUCAUUUAUGGCGGCCAGGGAGCCAAACCAAGGAGUGCGAGGGCAGAGGAAAAUCUCUGAUAGCCAUCUAUUAUCUACACAGAUAUCAUCGCUAGGGUUACAUAAUCUUCAUACCGUAUGUCCAAAGUACGUGGGUUUCCA